Molecule: messenger RNA, 818 nt
Organism: Rhodofomes roseus
Lineage: Eukaryota; Fungi; Basidiomycota; Agaricomycetes; Polyporales; Fomitopsidaceae
Product: camp-regulated phosphoprotein/endosulfine conserved region-domain-containing protein
Exons: 4
Coding region: 133-555 (140 amino acids)
Cellular component (GO): cytoplasm
Molecular function (GO): protein phosphatase inhibitor activity
Source: RefSeq, a predicted model, not a curated record
CGACGUCCAUCACUGCACGACUGCUAUCGCUCUCCUAUAAGGCUUUUGCUCCUCAGACUUUGCAUCCGCUCGACAGAGCGCUGCGCUCUUCUUCUUCCCCCAACGUUUCUUGUGUGACUCAGGACCAUCAUCAUGUUGCCGGCUCAGCGGAACAAGGUCGACAUUAGCAAACUGACGGAGGAGGAGCAGAAGCUCUUCCGUCUGUACGGCAAGCUCCCCACGCACAAGAAUAUCUUACAGAAGAUGCAGAAGGAUCGCAAGUAUUUCGACUCGGGUGACUACGCACUUUCCAAGGCCGGCGUUACUCCACAGAACGCCGUCGGGACUGCCAUUCCCAACCCCGAGAACAUUCCGCAUGCGUCGUCCCCACCAGUCAACCACAACCCCCUUUCUGUCUCGCCCACAAACUCUGGUAUAAGCCCAGCGAAGGAGAGCCCGCUCGUCGAGCCCGAGACGGCGGCUCCGGUUCCAGAUGCAGCAGAAUCUGAAGAAUCUGAGAAACAACCAGAGCCCGACGAGGAGGAGGUUGAGAAACCGGCGGAGGAAGUAGAAUGAAGGCUACAGCCUGGACCAUAGUUCAUACGCUCAUCGUGGACGCCUGAUGACCUCUGCCCGCCGGUGCUGGGAUGCAGCUGAUUGGUUUGAAUACUUGCGAGACCUCACUGUAUGCGCGUUCUAUCGGUUCCUGGAUCCCUGUUGUACUAGUAUCAUCCACGCAUUUGGAGCUGUUCGUCCUUGGAUGGAUAUUGUGUGCUGUGCAUCGCCUACAUUCAAGAAAUCAUGACUGAGUACAACGAGACCCGACCGAUGCUCGCGAC